AUGCAGCACUUUGAAGAGAAGUCUCGCGCUAAGAAGAAGCAGGAGCAGGAGCAGGAGCUGGCCGCAGACAGCCAACGUCUGGACCUCGUUCGUCGUGUCCUCUAUCUGAGUGACGAGGAGGUGAAGAGGUCGCUCGAUGGGCUCCAAGAGCACCGCCACACCGAGAGUGAGAUGGUCGGCCGCAGCCGUUCUCCCACUCUUGGUCGCCUACGCAAGCAGGGCCAAGUGGCGACUCUGAUGCAGCAAGAAAUGGUUCAAGACAGAUCGCUUGUCCAUUUUAUCCCCCCUCCGCGCUACACCGACCUGGUGGAGCUGAUGAGGACCAGCCCGCUUCGAAUUCCCAGUACGGCGCUAAUCCAGUUCAGGGACAGCGAUGGCGACCUCCUUCCGCUGAGGCACCAAGACGAUCUGAACUACUUUCUCGACAAUCACAAGAGGUCUCACCAGCCGACAGCGAUCUCAGGCUUGUCUCUGUUCGUUCACCUGUAG
Acanthamoeba castellanii str. Neff is the source of this 489-nucleotide messenger RNA. RefSeq lists its product as uncharacterized. Gene Ontology annotation, molecular function: protein binding. The record is from RefSeq and is a predicted model, not a curated record. Lineage: Eukaryota; Discosea; Longamoebia; Acanthamoebidae. The transcript has 4 exons. The coding region runs from base 1 to 489 and encodes 162 amino acids.